GCACCACGUGGAUCUUAGAACACAUUUGGGACAAUAUGUCCGAUCGCUUAACAGCAAGCGCCGAGAACAAGUUGAAUGAUUUAAACAAGAAAAUUGCGGAAAUCAAGAAGAAGAUCCAGCUAUCAGAGGGACAAAGGAAAGCGAAUUUCGAGGAGUACGAGGCGAAGAAGCAUGAACACGCGGAGAAAAUCGCUGCCCUCAAGCAGAGCGUCAAAGUGUUGUACGCGGAGUACGCGAAAACGAUAAACAACGAGGGAAAAUCGCAGAAGAAGGUUCACAUGAGCCGCGAGUCCUCGGCCUAUGGGAAAAAACGUAAUUUAAGCGAGACAAUUGCUAAAGCGCAGGAGGACAAUGUACGCUUAAGAAAGAGGCACGAUCUAAUUAAGUAUCAGUGCGAGAAGCGACAGCAAAAAUUAAGAUCGCUGGUGGAGGAAUAUGACCAAUUAGUGAACGAUAAAAUGCAAAAACUGUUCAAAAGAAAGAUGGAUAACCCGUUGAGAAACAAAAUCGUCAAGCUAGAGGUGCACUUGGAGCACAUCCGAAUGAAGCAAAUAAAGGCGAACCUGACGCGAAUGAAAUAUCGAGCAAUGCGUUCCGGUUUGAAAGAAAAGUCCGUGUCCUAUGCUUCGUCGUUGAAAAGCCUUGAAGACGAGAUAAGGGAGCAAGAAAACGAAGUGAAGCGUCUGCAGGCAGUGAAGGAAGAAGCUAUCAAGCUAAGAAACAACACGCAGGAGACGUUGAUCAAGGAGGAAAUCGAAAAAGACCGGCCACAGAAACUUGACGGCCGAGAUAAACGUAUUAUUUUGAGAAAAGUAAAAGUGAACCCUGGUUUAAGUGCUCCAACAUUAAGCGCUGAAUUAUUUCAAGAGACAGGAAAGAAAGUUCAUCCAGAUACAAUAUGUCGAGUGUUGAAAACAGAUGGAUAUAAUGUAUUACAUCCACCACCACAGUCAUCAGACUUGAAUUUCAGUGAAAAUGUAUGGGACUUUUUGGACAGGAAAAUUUGGAUCGAAGGAAGAAUUAAAAAAGAACGAUUAAUUGAUGAAUGGAAACGUGUACCGCAAAGUUCCUUACAAAAAGUUAUAGACAAUAUGCCUAAGCGGCUGCGACACACCACAGAGGACAUUACCAAGGACGAGGUGACACGGCUGGAGGUGGCGUUCGCUAAGCUCUGCAGCGCCACCGGAGUGUCCAGGUCCGAGGACGUUCUGAACCGGUUUCUGGGUCAGCGGGCGACCAAGGAUAAUCUACAGAAAAUGCGGGUGGCCACCGAGCAGGAGAAAAUGACCUUAGAAAAGCAGCGGCAACAGUUUAUCGCCGAGAUAGAGACCAGAAAAUUCUCCGAGACGAAGAAUGCAGAGCAGUGA
Messenger RNA from Megalopta genalis, 1367 nucleotides. NCBI's taxonomy places the organism in Eukaryota, Metazoa, Arthropoda, Insecta, Hymenoptera, Halictidae. The record is from RefSeq and is a predicted model, not a curated record.